Messenger RNA from Nematocida parisii ERTm1, 355 nucleotides. RefSeq lists its product as uncharacterized. The coding region runs from base 1 to 336 and encodes 111 amino acids. Lineage: Eukaryota; Fungi; Microsporidia. The transcript has a single exon. The record is from RefSeq and is a predicted model, not a curated record.
AUGGACAGCACAAUAUUAAACAGAAUAGGAAGAAGACUUGAACAAGAUGAGAGGCUGAAAAACGGAAGCACUGCAUUAAAGCAGUUAUUAGAAAGCAAAGAAAUUAAAACAGUGCUUAAAGAAAGGUCUAAGAAUGCAUUAGAGAAAAUAAGCAGUGAGAGUGUCUACUACACAAAAUAUAAAGAAUUAGAUAUAGAUAGUGCUAAGAAACCCUUAGAAGAGGCAUUGCAGUUGAAGGAAACGCCAACAGAAGACUCUUCUAUUAUUCAAGAAACAAAAACAAAGUUGGAGUUUGAGUUUAAAAAACUGAAUAUAAAGAAAAAAAGAAACGAAUGAGAAUAAAAACGGAUAUAUC